This is a messenger RNA of Camellia sinensis, 983 nucleotides long. The record is from RefSeq and is a predicted model, not a curated record. Lineage: Eukaryota; Viridiplantae; Streptophyta; Magnoliopsida; Ericales; Theaceae.
UUCUCUCCUCCACCGUCUCUUUUUUCCCUCCAAAAACCAUGAGGAGCACCAGCAGCAGUCGCCUGAUUGCUUCACCACUCAUUCUUCAACCCAUCACAUCUCCAAAACACAAACCCUGCAAACCCAUUUUCCUCACAACUACCACUCCCAAAACCCUAACCCUGAUUUGCAGAAUCGAAAACAGACCCACCACCAACAAAACCACCAUGGAUAACCCCAAAUCCAACAAACCCACUCGCACUAGAAACCCUAGAAAAUCAUCCUACGGUACCUCUAGGAGGUCCAUUAUCAAGAAGUCCUUCAGCCAAGAACAGGUAAUAUUCACUGGUCCACUCUCCGAUGAUCCUAUCAUUGCUAUAAUUGGCGGAGGGAUGUCAGGUCUUGUUUGUGCUCUCAAUUUGGAAAAGAGAGGGAUUCGCUCCACAGUUUUCGACACGGGGCUCCAUGGGUUGGGAGGAAGAAUGGGAACUAGAAUAAUUGAUCCACAACCUUUGAUAUUUGACCAUGCGGCUCAGUUCUUUACCGUCAGUGAUCCUCAAUUUGCUAAGUUGGUCGAUGGAUGGUCUGAGAAAGGUCAGGUUCAACAGUGGGAGGGUACAAUUGGAGAGCUUGAAGUGGGUGGUCGGUUUGUUCCACUUCCUUCUUCUCCCCCAAGAUAUAUAGGUGUUAAUGGGAUGCGCCCCCUUGCAGAUUCUAUACUGUCUCAGACUCGUAUGAUUGAUGUAGUUCGACCUUGCUGGAUCAGCAAACUUGAGCCAUGUAAUGGGAUGUGGCACUUGAGUGAAAAUGGUAAACCUCGCGGGCAGUUUGAUGCCCUUGUCAUUGCACAUAAUGGAAAGUGUGCGAAUCGGUUGCUUGCUUCAUCAGGCUUACCACUUAUUGCAAGACAAAUGAAGGUACAUCAAGAACCUUUUGUUUGUGUAUAUGAAUUGUGGUAUUUAUUUAUUUAUGUCCUCAUGUGUGUUUAGGAUCAAAGAUUUAUU